GAAGUGAUAGUGAUUGUGGUUGAGUGUACCUACCUAAAUGGCUGUAUCGACUAUGAGUAUGCCGCCCUACUUCACUGGAUAUCCCUUCCAAGGUCAGGGCAGAGUGAACCAGCUCGGCGGAGUUUUCAUCAACGGUAGACCGCUACCCAAUCACAUCCGUUUGAAAAUCGUCGAAAUGGCCAGCGCUGGGGUGAGACCUUGUGUCAUUUCCAGACAGCUGAGAGUUUCACACGGUUGCGUUUCCAAGAUUUUGAAUCGGUACCAAGAAACUGGGAGUGUGAGACCUGGAGUUAUUGGUGGUUCCAAGCCACGAGUGGCUACUGUUGAAGUUGAAUCGAGAAUUGAACAGUUGAAGAAGGAGCAACCUGGGAUAUUUUCUUGGGAGAUUAGAGAUCGACUUGUUAAGGAAGGUAUAUGCGAUAAAAAUUCAGCACCUUCAGUCAGUUCCAUAAGCAGAUUGUUGAGGGGUGGUAGAAAAGACGAUCCCGAAAGAAAAAAUCAUUCUAUCGAUGGAAUUCUUGGUCCGACAUCAUCAGGCGAAGAAUCCGACACCGAUUUAGAACCAGGUAUUCCAUUGAAAAGGAAACAGCGCAGAUCGCGUACAACUUUCACAGGCGAACAACUCGAAGCCUUAGAAAGGGCCUUCAGUAGAACCCAAUACCCUGACGUCUACACCCGAGAAGAAUUGGCUCAGAAAACCAAACUAACCGAAGCCAGGGUUCAGGUUUGGUUCUCAAACCGACGCGCCAGAUUGAGAAAACAAUUAAACUCGCAACAAUUGAACGCUUUUAAUACGAUGUCGUUGCAAUCUGCUUUUCCUACUGCUAUUCAACAUCAGUACGAGACUGCUGGAGCUUUUAAUCAAUCGGCUUGGAGUGCGCAACAAAGCUACAGUGCUGCUUUGAGUUCGUCAUUGUCCAACAACCCUGUUCUAUCAUCCACUUUACCUCACUCCCUUACUGCAACCACAAAUACGUCAUCAUUGGGAGACGCUUCGAGUACUUCAUCAAGCCCACCGAACACCCAAAACGCUUCAUUGUAUGGCAGCUACAACAGCAGCGCCACUCUGGAAACCAACCACCAGUUCGGCGCGUACAACAUGCAAAUGUCGCCGAAUCAGCAUUCAGCUUCGCCAGCUGCGCAGCAAUCGUGGGCGCGACACGCUGCCGCUAUGACGCAGCAGAACAACAAGGCGGUGGUCGAGAAUUUGAGUAGCUGGCACGAGAAUUAUAGCCUCUUCACCGGCGGAACCCAUUACGGUGCCCAUUCACCCGGCGAAGCCAAAUCUGGUUAUCCAUAUUUCGGUGCUAUGGAAAUGUGUUCCAGUAGAGUUCACUAAAAUAAUUAUGCUUUCACACACUGCUUAAUGUUGCAAUAGUAAUUUAGAUAAAUGUGAUAGAAAAUUGUUUGUAUAUUACUAGUGUGUUUAAACAAAUUAAAUUAUAUUGUGGAUGGACAAACUAACGCCUACAAAACCGUUUAAUAACCAUACAGAAGUAUAACAUUUUACACGGUAAAUAACAUAGUAAAAACACAAAAUGCUAUUUACAUGUAAGCUUUAAUGACUCAAUUUUGGAUGGUGAAAAUAUAGAUGUUAGUAUGUGAGUUUUAUGGCAGUCUAGAAAUAUAGGUUAUAUAAUAAUGGCUUUAAAGGAAGAAAACUAUUAUUUAUUGAUGUUAAAACAUAAAUUUACUUUACCUAUGCAUGUAGAGUGUAAAUAUUUUUUUUUUGUGAGUAUAUAUUGUCAUUAUUUUCCUAUAAUUAAAAUUGUUUUGCAAUAUACUUACCAUAAAAAAAAAACAUUAGUGUAAUAGGAUAUCAUAUUGUAUGUAAUUAUUAUUUUGCCUAUAUGUGUAUUUAUAAUAAAUCAAAUUAU
This is a messenger RNA of Ceutorhynchus assimilis (cabbage seed weevil), 1877 nucleotides long. The record is from the annotation of a GenBank genome assembly. NCBI's taxonomy places the organism in Eukaryota, Metazoa, Arthropoda, Insecta, Coleoptera, Curculionidae.